AUGCCAACUUUGAAAAGACGAAGUGCGGAGAAGAGGCAGCAGCAGCUGGAGGAGCUGGAGAAGCUCUGUGCUCGCCAGCAGCUGAGGGUUGAGCAACUCACCAGACAAGUUCAAGAGCUGACGACUCUCUGCAGACACCUGGAAAUCGACAGAGGGGCCGCACAGCGGGUUGCAAAUGAAGCGCAAACAACCGCAUCAGACGCCGUUGCGCGCCUCCAAGCCGUCGAGCUUUCUCGUUCUGGGGUGGAUGCUGAACUUGAUAGACUUAGAGGGAAUGAGGCGCUAUCACUUAAGCAGCUGGCGGCUGCACAAUUGGCGCAAGAGGAGACGGCAGAGAAGCUUGCGAGUGCGGAAGCAGAACGGCGAAGGCAGGAGCAAUAUAUAUUGAAGUCAGAGGUAGAGGCUGCCAGAAUCAGGGACGAGCUGGCUACAGCGACUAGGAAGCUAGCCACUGCUGAGUCACAACUCGCCACAAGUAUCCGCAAACAGGAAGAGACUAGAAGGGAGUUGGAGAGGACGAAGACAAGAGCGGAGGCAGAAGCGAACGCGGCAGAGAAGCGCCACGAGCAGAUUUGCGGGACAUUGCAGCAUAAGAUCGCAGAAUUGCAACAAGAGGUAUCUGCAGCGGGGGCAGCACUAGUGAGGAAGGAGGCGGAUUUAGAUGCUCUGCAUCUGCAUAUUACUAGCUUGGAGGUCGAGUGUCAGCAGUACAAGGCCCAUAAGGAAGCUCUAGCAGAGUCGGUGGCAAAGGAGAGAGAAAGGCAGCAGCAACAGCAGCAGCAGCUGCAAGAGCUGCGACGGAAGGAGGAGACAUGCCGUGCUGCCGCAAUCCAAGCAGAGGCACAUUUUCAGGCUGAGAGAGACAGCAGAAAACGGGAAAGUGAGAUACUUGCAGACAUGAUUAAAGAAAAGGAAGCCGCAGCAUCACAACGGGACCAGCUGAUGCAAGAGGCAUCCACGGCAAAGGCUCUGCUGCACCAGUUGGAGCAGCAGCAGCAGCAGCUAAAGCAACGAAUACACGAGACAGAAAUGCGGGAGAAAAAGUUAAGGGACGCGGAUCAGCAGAGACAGCAGCAGCAGCUCGAAAGAGACAUAGAGGCGAACAUGCAACAGCUCGCGGAAAGAGAAAAAGUAGAGGAGGCCCUUAGGAGGACUCAGGAAGAGCUGAAGGCUACAACACAUAAGGUGCAGGAACAGCAGCAGCAGGUCCAGCUCUCUCAGCAGCAACUGCAGCAAAUGAAGCAGCAACAGCAGGAAGCACAGAAGAAAGCAGACGCAUUGCAGCAGCAACUUCAGAAGCAGCUCCAGGAGCUGCAGGCACAGCAACAAGAGGCACUUAAAGGUAAGGAAUCCUUGCAACAGCAACAACAACAACAGCAGGCAGAUAUGCAGAAGCAGAAGGCAGCACUGCAGCAGCAGCAGUCAGAGAUGCAGAAGCAGAAGUCAGCACUGCAGCAGCAGCAGUCAGAGAUGGAGAAGCAGAAGUCAGCACUGCAGCAGCAGCAGGCAGAGAUGGAGAAGCAGAAGGCAGCACUGCAGCAGCAGCUAGAGGCUGCACAGCGAAAAGUGAGCGAGGCUGAGGGGGCUUUAAAGAGAGUGCAGGAAGACAAGGCGCAAGAGGGCAACGCAGGAGCAGCAGCAGCUGCAGUUGCACAACAACUAGCCGGUCUGCAGAAAGAACUAGAAACUGCUUUGGCCGACAUUCGGGCAAAAGCGGCCGAAGUUCAACAACUUAAAGAGACAGUCUCCUCUCUGGAGCAGCGGCUUGCCAAGGCGGAGGCGCAGCGAGAUACUGCUCAGCAGCAACUCAAGAAGACACAAGAGUCGAUGCAGCAAAAGCAGCAUGCUACAGCAGAUGCCGCAGAAAAAAUGAAGAUCGAGAAGGAAUCAAGUGCAAAGGAGGCAGCAGCACAUGCCGCUGAGGUCAAAGCUCUGAUGGAAAAGCAGCGUGAGGCAGAGUCUGCCGUCACUAUGCUAAAGAAGCAAAUAGAGGCACUACAGCAGCAGCUGCGGGCGGCUGAAGAAGCCACUAGGGCCUCAUCUAGUGCUGAGGAGGGAAAAGGGGGCCUAUCCGCCAAGGAAUCGAAGCAAAAACUUCAGCAAGAGGAAGAACCAGAGAAACACAAACUUCAGAAGCAGCGGGCAGAGCUGGAUGAGGGGGAAGUUGUAGCGGCUGCUGCAACGAACAACGUGGACGCUCUUAAACAAAUCAUUGAAACAAGAACCAACAAGCUUAUAAGAGCAAGGGAAAGGCACCUCGAGGUUAUUGAGAAACACAAUAGGCUCGUGCAAAAGUAUAACACCCUUUUGGAUGAUUUGGAAAGAUUUGUAAAGGAUUCAAAUGACAGGUCCCCAAUUAUUGACCGCAUAUGGAAUGCUGUACACAAAGGUCAAAAGCGCGAGACUCGUGGUGGCGGUUUGCUGCAUGUCACCAAAAUGGUGUCGAGCUCCAAAGGGGGCCCCCAGGAAGCUUCACCGGCACGCUCUGCUUCUCCAAGCGGCAGCAGAUCGUCUGCACCAGCCGAAGAAAAGCACAAGCCUCCACCUACGGCUGAACCGCCACAGGAUGCUGACGACAAUGAUCCCCCGAGCAGUGGAGCCUCGACGCCCCCACAGGAGCAAAACGGAGGAGGAGGCUGGUUUUCUGGGUGGUUUUAG
This is a messenger RNA of Cyclospora cayetanensis, 2658 nucleotides long. RefSeq names its product plectin. The record is from RefSeq and is a predicted model, not a curated record. NCBI's taxonomy places the organism in Eukaryota, Apicomplexa, Conoidasida, Eucoccidiorida, Eimeriidae. Bases 1 to 2658 code for a protein of 885 amino acids. The transcript is spliced from 6 exons.